Erythranthe guttata (spotted monkey flower) is the source of this 399-nucleotide messenger RNA. NCBI's taxonomy places the organism in Eukaryota, Viridiplantae, Streptophyta, Magnoliopsida, Lamiales, Phrymaceae. The record is from RefSeq and is a predicted model, not a curated record.
AUGCCAGGGAUCUUCAGCCCCACCACCACCACCAGGGAAUUGCAAAGCGGGAGCAACCGCAGCCAGCUGAAAUUAGAUCGGGGCGAAAACUACGGGUUUCCCUCCGCCGCCACCGCCGCCGAGAACUCCAACUCCAAGGACCUGAUCGCCGGCUCCACCUGCGAACACGGUGAGGUCACGCGCAGCCCCUGCGGCGGACCUGCUGGGUCGAAGAACAAGCUGAAGUCGAAGCCGCCAAUCAUAAUCACCCUAGACAGCGCGAACGCGUUCAGAUCCCACGUGAUGGAGGUCGCGAACGGCUGCGACGUCCAAGACAGCAUCUCCACCUUCGUCACGCGCUGCCGCCGUCGUCGAUUCCGCGACCGGCACAAGGCACACCUCAGCCUCUGGCGACGAUAA